Molecule: messenger RNA, 909 nt
Organism: Equus quagga
Lineage: Eukaryota; Metazoa; Chordata; Mammalia; Perissodactyla; Equidae
Product: olfactory receptor 4C12-like
Biological process (GO): G protein-coupled receptor signaling pathway
Cellular component (GO): membrane
Molecular function (GO): G protein-coupled receptor activity; olfactory receptor activity
Source: RefSeq, a predicted model, not a curated record
UCAACUGAACUGAUGGAAAAAAUGAAUAACAUGGCAGAAUUCAUCCUCCUGGGCCUAACUCAAAAUAUGGAACUUCAGAAAUUUUCAUUUCUCGUGUUCUUAAUUGUCUAUUUGGUCACCCUGGCAAGCAAUCUACUUAUUAUGAUCACUAUCAGCACCAGUAAGGCCCUGGGAUCCCCCAUGUACUUCUUCCUGUCUUACUCAUCUCUUAUGGAUGGCUACUGUUCUUCCUCCAUGACCCCUAAAAUGCUAGCUCACACUCUUUCUGUGAGAAAAGUCAUUUCUUUUAAGAGGUGUAUGACUCAGGUCUUUGCUCUGCAUCUUUUUGGUGCUGCUGAGAUUAUCCUUCUCACACUGAUGGCCUACGACCUCUAUAUGGCCAUAGGCAAUCCCCUGCAAUAUAGGGCCAUCACGAGUGGACAGAUGUGUAGCCUCCUUGUGAGAGUGACCUGGACUGGAGCCUUUGUCCAUGCAACCAUUCAGAUCCUCUUCACAGUUUGGAUCCCCUUCUGUGGCCCCAAUGUCAUAGAUCACUUCAUGUGUGCAUUGAACCCUUUGUUGAAACUUAUCUGCAUGGACAGUCAUACCCUUGAUCUCUUUGUUGCUGCCAAUAGUGGAUUUAUCUGCCUGUUAAUACUCUUUUUGAUAGUCUCCUAUGUGGUCAUCUUGCACUCUCUAAGGACCUGUAGCUUGGAGGGGAGACACAAAGCCCUCUACACCUGUGUCUCUCACAUCACCAUGGUCAUUUUAUUAUUUGUGCCCUUCAUAUUUGUGUAUCUGCACCCAGUAACUGCCUUCUCCAUUGAUAAAGCUGUGGCUGUGUUAACUCCUAUGUUAAACCCUUUAAUCUACACACUCAGAAAUGCAGAGGUGAAAAAUGCUAUAAAGAAGCUCUGGAUCAAAAGGUGA